Messenger RNA from Linum tenue, 1104 nucleotides. Lineage: Eukaryota; Viridiplantae; Streptophyta; Magnoliopsida; Malpighiales; Linaceae. The record is from the annotation of a GenBank genome assembly.
CUUCUCUUCCUGCCGAAGCUGUGUUUUCUGUACCCCGGAGGGCUGCUGAUAUCCAGAGGGCCGCAGAAAGCCGUCGACUCCUCACUCUGCGAAAAUGGGGAUCUCCCGUGAUUCGAUGCAUAAGAGGCGAGCCACUGGUGGCAAGAAGAAGUCAUGGAGGAAGAAGCGAAAGUAUGAGCUCGGAAGGCAGCCUGCCAACACCAAGCUCUCCAGCAACAAGACAGUCAGGAGAGUGAGGGUUCGUGGAGGCAAUGUGAAAUGGCGUGCAUUGAGGCUCGAUACUGGAAACUUCUCAUGGGGUAGCGAGGCGGUGACCAGGAAGACCAGACUUCUCGACGUGGUGUAUAAUGCGUCUAACAAUGAGUUGGUUCGUACUCAGACUUUGGUCAAGAGUGCCAUUGUUCAGGUCGACGCAGCACCUUUCAAGCAGUGGUAUCUUCAGCACUAUGGUGUUGACAUUGGUCGCAAGAAGAAGAACCCAGCUGCAGCAGCAGCUGCCAAGAAGGAAGGAGAGGAAGCUGAAGCUGUCCCUGAAGAAGUGAAGAAGAGCAGCCAUGUGACAAGGAAGCUGGAGAAGAGGCAGCAGACCCGCCAGCUUGACUCACAUAUUGAGGAGCAGUUCGGCGGUGGGCGUUUGUUAGCUUGCAUUUCAUCACGCCCUGGUCAAUGUGGCCGUGCUGAUGGAUACAUCUUGGAGGGCAAAGAGCUGGAGUUCUAUAUGAAGAAGUUGCAGAAGAAGAAGGGCAAGGGAGCUGGAGCUGCUUAAUAGUUUUGAUUCACUGGAUAUUUGUCAGCUUUUGUUCCUUGUUUUAUAUUUUCGGUCUUCAAGACUUUUUUUUGAGAUAUGACAAUGAGAUGCCAAAGUUUCGCCCUUUCACUACUGCUGAACCAUAUACUUUAGAAUACUCAUCAUGUCCUCUAGUUAAAAUGAUGUGUUUCUGUUUCUUCUAAAAUAUUGGUUCGUGUACGUCUUCUGCAUCAGUGUUAAAUUUUCUCAGCCAGUAGACAAAAUACAACGAAGUGCUCGAGACUGAGUGUAUGUAGAUUCAGUAUUUAUCACCGUACUCAUCGUUCUGCCUCAAUUGUUUGUUGAUGAAAUCUUAG